Messenger RNA from Schistocerca gregaria, 2793 nucleotides. Its product is annotated as mucin-1-like. NCBI's taxonomy places the organism in Eukaryota, Metazoa, Arthropoda, Insecta, Orthoptera, Acrididae. The transcript has 5 exons. The record is from RefSeq and is a predicted model, not a curated record. Bases 4 to 2793 code for a protein of 929 amino acids.
GCCAUGGUGGACGAACCGGUUGUUCCGCUGGCUAACGUGUUGCACACGCGGAAUAUCCAGCAGCUGCUGAACAUUACCAGCGAGGAGCAGGUGUUGGUGAACAAGAUUAACGAGUUUUUGAGAGAGAACGAGAAGGCGGCGUGGCCGGCCGAGGACGUCGUCUCGAGGCUGAGGUGCAGCAACAACGAUUAUCAGGCGGUGGCACUGGAAAUUUUAGUGGCGCCGGCGCAGGAGCAGCCCGAAGAGUGGACGCAGGUGGGAAAGAAAAAGGCGGAGAGUCGAGUGGAGGCGCAGCCGGAUGUCAAGAAGAGGCAGGGAGUCAAGGAGGCGAGGGUCGAGUCGAGACAGGGGGGGAGGAGGAAGAAGGAGGGUCGAGUUGGCGCGCCCGCGAGAGCGAAGUUGGGGAAGGGGGGCCAGCAGCAGGGGUAUAGAUACAGGGUGGAGGCGUCUCCUGGGGCGAGCGGUCAGGCGAAGCUGUGGAACCACGUUGUGUCUGGGGAGGCGCCGGGCGUCGAGAGGCAGGAGGAGUCGGAGUCUGGGCGAGUGGAGAGGAGACAGGACCGCCGGGAGGUGGCGGUGGGGGGGAGAGGGGGCGACCAGGAGUCGAGUAGGAAUCGGUCGCCCAGAAGGUCUUCUGUUCAACGGGCUAGGGGUCAGCCUGCUAGGAGGUGCGGAUACGUGGUGCGUCAGGGAGCGGCGGCGCCCGCUAGGGGUCGAGGUGGCGUGAGGUUUGAGCCGGCCGACGCGGAGAAGAGGUACAAGUCCAAGAGGGAGGAGUAUCACCGGGUCGGCGUUUUGGAGGCGGAGGAUCGGUCCGAGCGCCUCCAACCGCCUGGGUCCGGCGAGGUCGGAGGGACCGAGGAGGGAGAGCCGAGGAGAGUUGCGGAAAAAGAGUCCGAGGUGGCCAAGUCCGAAGAGUCUUUUUUGUUUUCCGUCGCGGUUUCCGUCGCGGAAUCGGAGGCCGACUCGGUCGCUGCGGAGUCGGCCGGCGCGGACGCCAAGUCUUCUGCCAGUCCGGAGGGGGCGUGUCAGCAACCGGCGAGGGCGAAGGUCAUCAUGCCGAGCGACUUCGCGCCCGCCGCCGACGUGCUGCCGUUGUCCGACUUCAGCCCCAGGAAGGGGUUCAUAUCCAAGACGGUGAUGACCAGGAGAGAUGCGACCGGCAACGGCGAACAGCAACAGGGCGCGUCCUCACCGUCGGUUCAGCCGUCGCCCUCUUUCCACGGCACGCCGUCGUCCAGCAAGAAGCACGCGCCCAAUGCCGGCGCUUCCCCGGACAACGGCCAACGCUAUUCUGGAUCGGUUCCCGUUAGGAACGGGGGCAGCGGCAACAACCGCAAUCACUCUCAACUCGCCCCCGUCCCCUUCAACGACGUCCUGGCUACGAGCGCCGCCUCCUCGACGCUCGCCCCCUCCUCGUCCGGCGGCGCCUCCUCUUCUCUCAACUCCUCCCUGCUCUUUAACAACAAGAACUACCGCCACUUUCACGCCUCUUCCGCCGCGUCCGGGUCUCCUCACACCCUCCAUCCGGCCUCCUACAACCUCCCGGCCAGCAACGCGGGUCUCGAGAGCAACCUCACCUCCGCUCUCUCUCACUCCGCCUCCUCUCACCCGAGCGCCGCUCAAUCCAGCUCCGCCAACGCCGACGGCAACGGCGGCAACCAACACCGCUACGGAGGAACGACGUCUCCCAUGAUCUCUCCCUACUCCUAUCCCCCUCUCCCGCUCGUCAUCCCCCACUUCAUCUCUCCCUUCGUCUACGACACCAUGGACCACACCCGCGGCAUGAUCCCCCAGUACUGGAGCGAGCCGUCCAUGAUGGUCUGGUCCCUUCCCGGACCCCAACGCGGACCACAAGCACCCCAACACCCGCCGCCCCAACCGGCCCUUCAACAGCCCAUCCCCCAAUCCUCCGCCCCCCAACCGCCGCUCCCCCAAUCCUCCACCUCCCAGCAAGCGGGCGCAUCCCAACAGGCCCUCCAGCCCCCCCAGUCCGGCUCCCAACCCCCUCUGCAGCAACCAGGACUCCAGCCCUCCCAAGCCGCCCUGCCCCAGCAACCCCCCCUCAGAAACGUGCCAGGACACCAAAACCCCAGCGGCAAGGGCAGCCCCCUGUUCUCCGGCAACAUGGACGCCCCCCCCAGCGGGCCCGACCCCCACUUCCACCUGUCACCCCAUCCAUCCAGAAAAACCCCUGAGCCCCGCCCUCCGCCGGCAGCUCGUCCUCGUCCUCCUCCACCAACUCGCCCUCCUCCACCUCCGGGUCCACCACCUCCCCAUUCAACACCCUCAACAACCCCUCCAACUCUCACCUCCAACCUCCAUACACCGACUACAACCCCACCACCUCCAACCACUACAUCCCCUUCGCCUCCUACCCCCCCCGGCGUCAUCGUCCCCCGCACCUACCCCACCCAGCCCUUCCCACCCUCCAACCUCAGCUCCCUCCCCCCCAACCAAUCCCACUCCUUCUCUAACGCCCCCGGCUUCGCCUACACCCCACCCUACCCCUACAAAGCCGCCCUCUACCACCAAUACGACGAGGACUGGAACACCCACAACCCCCCCUCCUCCUCCGCCCCCCACAACCCCGCCGACUGUCGACCCCAACACCCCUCCACCUUCGCCCCCUCCGAGCACACCUCCUUCAUGUCCUCGCACAACUCCUUCUACCACCCAGCCCCCCCGCACCUCCACCUGCCCUCCAACAACGCGCCCGCCCUCAAGGUCGAAACCCUCCCGGACCUCUCCAAACUCGGCUACCAGCCAGAACACAGCUCCUUCAUGCUCUAG